This is a messenger RNA of Morchella sextelata, 978 nucleotides long. RefSeq lists its product as uncharacterized. Gene Ontology annotation, cellular component: cytosol; cytoplasm. Bases 1 to 978 code for a protein of 325 amino acids. The transcript is spliced from 2 exons. Gene Ontology annotation, biological process: secondary metabolic process. Gene Ontology annotation, molecular function: carboxy-lyase activity; hydrolase activity. Lineage: Eukaryota; Fungi; Ascomycota; Pezizomycetes; Pezizales; Morchellaceae. The record is from RefSeq and is a predicted model, not a curated record.
AUGCCACAAUCACUCGGCAAGAUCGAUGUCCACCACCACUUCAUUCCCCCGGCGUAUGCAGAGGCCCUCGAAGCAUGCGGCGGUGACCCCUCCGGCUGGAAACUCCCCUCCUGGUCCCUCGACGCCACCAAAGAACUCAUGACCGCCCAGCGCACCACCACCGCCAUCCUCUCCCUCACCGCCCCAGGCGCCUGCAUCAUCCCCGACGCCCGCGCCUCCGCCGCCCUCGCCCGCACCUGCAAUCACCACGCCGCCACCAUCCGCGACAGCGCCCCCAGCACAUUCGGCUUCUUCGCCUCGCUCCCCUCCCUCCUCCACACCGCGGACGCCCUCGCGGAGAUCACCCACUCACUCGACACCCUGCACGCCGACGGCGUCACCCUCUUCACCCGCUACGGCCCCGGCAACACCUACCUCGGCCACCCCUCCCUCGCGCCCAUCUGGGCCGAGCUCGACCGCCGCAGCGCCGUAGUCUUCGUCCACCCCACCCACGCCGCCGACACCGCCCUCGUCUCCCCGCUCAUGCCCCAGCCCGUCAUCGACUACCCGCACGAGACCACCCGGUCCGCAAUGGACCUCCUCCUCUCGGGCACCGUCCGCCGCCACCCAAACGUCAAGAUCAUCCUCUCGCACGCCGGCGGCACCCUCCCCUACCUCGCCGCGCGGCCCGGCAGCUUCCUCCCGUUCCCCGGGGCGGAGCUGAGUCGUGAGGAGUUCAUGCAGGGCGCGCGGAGCUUCUAUUUCGAUGUUGCGCUGAGCGCCGGGGGGGUGACGCUGGGCGUACUGGAGCGGUUUGCGGCGCCGGGGAGGGUGCUGUGGGGUAGUGAUUUUCCGUAUGCGCCGAGGAGGGCCGUGGAUUGGUUUUUGGCGGAGUUUGAGGGGUAUGGGUUUGGGGAGGAGGGGAUGAGGAGGAGUGUGGAGAGGGGCGCGGCGGAGACGUUGUUUCCGAGGUUGAAGGCGGAGAGGAGUUUGUUGUAG